AUUCUCUGAGCGCGCAAACGAACGAAGAACCUUCUUAGAAGCCCAAACGGAUUCGCUCAACACUUAAUUCGCACACACACUAGCGGAGACUUGAACGAUGAGUUCAAGAGCAUUGCUCGAGGAUUCUCACCAUGAGAAGAAGGACUCUGCCAUAACUUGAUUUCAGAUGUAGGAGCGUGAAGCCACUCUAAGAGAUGAUCUUAGAAGAUGUGCAUCGUCUCUCUUAGAGGAGACUGGUGAGAAAAGUCAAAGUUGAUCAACGACAAGAUGGCGUUGUCUACAACGAGCUUCUUGCCUUGUGUGCUUUACUUGUGUUUAAUUUGUUUAACCACAUCAAUGGUUGGGGCUGGAUUGCCUCCUAGGGACAAGGUCGAUCCAAACUCAUCCAGGUAUACCAUUGGUUCCGCUUUAACGUAUCUGGGCAAAGCUGUUCUCACUAACGCUCUCCUCGGAGGACGAGGUUUUUCAAUAUUAGACGACCUUCAAUCCGCGAGCAUUCAAGACUCAACAGAUUGUGUGAAGCGUCUAAUUUGCGAGCUGAAAUCAAAACCUCGAUUGGAUUGGGACGAAGAGCUCAUCAUGCGAACUAUCCCACCCAACCUGGACUACGCAUCUCCUAUCAUUCAGUUCCAAUUGGCGGCUGAUCUGGGUCAAAGGAAUCCCCAGCAAUGCAGUGUGGUCUACAGUCGUUGCUCUUUCAAUGGGAUCGACAUCAUGAAGCUCAUGCGACAACGGGGAACGAGUUUGGAUAUCCCAACCAGCGAUGAAUACGAUUGCACGGUACUGUUCUUAUGGAACAAGAAAUGGAGUCUCAAUAACUCCACCGAUAACGAGGACGGGAACGAGACCGAAGAUUAGCCGACUCUCUUAUGUGAUAGCAACUUUUGUGUUUAUGAAAUACAGUAACCAUUUCCUUUCA
Tigriopus californicus is the source of this 919-nucleotide messenger RNA. RefSeq lists its product as uncharacterized. The coding region runs from base 268 to 858 and encodes 196 amino acids. The record is from RefSeq and is a predicted model, not a curated record. Lineage: Eukaryota; Metazoa; Arthropoda; Copepoda; Harpacticoida; Harpacticidae. The transcript is spliced from 2 exons.